AUGCCCGGCGCGUCGCCAACGGACGAGCAAGCCGACCAAAUGAAAUCGCAAAACCCCGAAAAGUCAGACGGCAGCUCACCAGUCGAUACUGAGACUGCUUCGAAGCAAACGCGCACAAGCUAUAACUCCCAAAACGAUUUUCAGGGAUACCGCUUCCUCCCGUUCCCUCCUCACCCACCAGCGGAUGGCCAGACCAAGGAAUCCAUGGCGCCUACACUUGCUGAUGAAGAAGGCUUCCACUUUAAAAGGCCAGACGACAACACGUUCUCCGGUAUCCAGGGCGAUUCCAGUAAGCACGGCUCUACCGGAAGUCCAGCGGGGAGUCCCUUUGGUAAACGGCAUCGAGCUACUACGCAAGAGUGGGUAUCCGCAGUCUCCAGGCUGUUCAGUCCGGACAAUCCUGUAUCUUCACCAAUACCAUCCGCGACUACUCCAUCAACGGAGGACGCGACGCAUGACGUCACACUACAAUACGAUUUCCUGGAAUGGGUCAAAACAACCUUUGAGCUAGAUGACAAGGAUAUGAUUCUCAUCGCAGUUAAUUUGCGAAGAGUGCAUUCUUCAAUAGCUCUUCUGGUUUCCGAAGGCUACCGUGCUGGCGAAGCGAUUGCUGAGGCCAAGGCCGCCAUCAAGAGCAUCAGCCAACAGAUGGCUAAGCUACAGCAAGCAAAGCUCGACGAUGAAGACCAUGAGAGAGCUUCCGAGGCCGCCUUAACAGAGCUGAGUACUUAG
Alternaria ventricosa is the source of this 732-nucleotide messenger RNA. RefSeq lists its product as uncharacterized. NCBI's taxonomy places the organism in Eukaryota, Fungi, Ascomycota, Dothideomycetes, Pleosporales, Pleosporaceae. The record is from RefSeq and is a predicted model, not a curated record. The transcript has a single exon. Bases 1 to 732 code for a protein of 243 amino acids.